Messenger RNA from Pollicipes pollicipes, 588 nucleotides. RefSeq lists its product as uncharacterized. The transcript has 2 exons. The record is from RefSeq and is a predicted model, not a curated record. Gene Ontology annotation, molecular function: transmembrane transporter activity. Bases 1 to 588 code for a protein of 195 amino acids. NCBI's taxonomy places the organism in Eukaryota, Metazoa, Arthropoda, Thecostraca, Pollicipedomorpha, Pollicipedidae. Gene Ontology annotation, biological process: transmembrane transport.
AUGGUCACGAAUCCGUUUAUUGGUCAUUUGGUGCCUUUGGUUGGCCUUAACCGGCUGUACAAUUUUGGCCUGGUUACUGCCGGCCUUACUACCAUCGUCUUCGGCACGCUCAAUUACAUCGCAGACACUUCUACGUUCGUGGCGGCUUGCUACUUGGUGAGGCUGGUGGAAGCCAUUGGCUCGGAAGCUAUUACCAUCUGCGGCUUCACCAUCGCUGGCAGCCAGUUCCCCAGCAGAGUGAACAGGGUCGUGGCGCUGAUGAUCUCAUCUCUGACAAUCGGCCUAGCGUUGACGCCGGCGAUCUGGGGCGGCUUGUUCGCCCUCGGUGGCUUCGGCACACCCUUCUACACGCUUGGCGUCAUCAUGCUGCUGAUGGCGGCUCUCAACCUGCGCCUCAUGCCGACCAUCCAGCAAGCAGCCAACGGAUCUAGCACGAACUUCUCGAAGACUCUACGUCUUUUUGCCAAGUCGACCGGCAACUGGGCCUGCAUGGUGACCGUGUUCGCGUGUUAUGUGCUGAUCAUGCUAAUGAAGCAGUCCUGUAUGACGUCUCUUUGCACGGCCGGCACGCCUGAUCCCGUCCGAUGA